AUGGGGCGCUUCAAAUGGCUGUUCUUCCUGUUCCUGGUACUGACGCUGGGUUUCGUCUGGUUCUUCGGAUCCUACCUACAUAAGAGCCUGACCAAAAGCAAUGUGAAGUUAGCGUCAUAUCAGGAAACAAGGACAUGUGAAAUGUCGGAGAAAAACUCUCAUGUGAAGAGAUCAGAGGUACAACCCGAAGUCCAGCGUACCACUAAACCGCCUCAGACUGUUAACAUAACGCCGACAGACACGGGAAGUUCAGCACCGCCGACAGACACGGGAACUUCAGCACCACCGACAGUACCUCCAGACAAGCGGAGUCCCACCUGGUUCCUACGUGACGACACCUACACACGAUCGAAAUGCCCUAGCGCAAUACGUAAGAACCCAGAUAAGGUUCCUGGUGGACAAAAGUUUAUUCCCGACAUCCCCGUCCUGAUGUGGAGUGAGCACAUCACCCCUGAGGAGUACGCCAGACUCUCGCAGUUCAAAAUGAGCUACGGAUGGGACGGCAUGUCUUAUGAAGAUGUCAAGAACUGUCUCCGUCACUUGAACACGUCUGCCCACCGCUACAUGUUCCCCGGCUGGACGCCUGACCAUGCCGGCUGUAUCCGGUGUGCUGUUGUCGGGAACGGGGGGAUCCUGAAGGGGUCUGGCAAGGGGAAGGAGAUAGACGGACAUGACUUUGUCUGGAGAGUGAACGCCGCCAUUACUGAGGGAUUCGAAGAGGAUGUUGGGAAAAGAACAUCCUUUUACUUCCAUUGUGUCAACAGCAUGAAGAAUUCAGUUCUAGCAGCACGAAAAUAUGGCUUCCGACACCCUCCUCAGAGCAAGGAUACGGUGUAUACCUCCAUUUCCCACGGUAGAAGAGACUACGUGUACUUUGACGCCGCCAUAAGUUGGAAGCCAGUAGAGUCAGGAAGAGACAGAAGCAAGGUGCACGAGCCCCCGUCUGAGUAUGGUGUAAAGCCUGCGAAUACGAAGUUCCGGAUGCUUCAUCCUGACUUCAUGAGGUAUCUGAAGUAUCAGUAAGUGUGGAUCUACCUUCUUAUGAUGACUACUUUGUAAUAUAGA
Messenger RNA from Branchiostoma belcheri (Belcher's lancelet), 1065 nucleotides. RefSeq names its product alpha-N-acetylgalactosaminide alpha-2,6-sialyltransferase 2-like. The record is from RefSeq and is a predicted model, not a curated record. Lineage: Eukaryota; Metazoa; Chordata; Leptocardii; Amphioxiformes; Branchiostomatidae. The transcript is spliced from 7 exons. Gene Ontology annotation, molecular function: sialyltransferase activity. The coding region runs from base 1 to 1023 and encodes 340 amino acids.